AAAUAGAGCUCCCUUUAACCUUAUCACAUCACAACACAACACAAUAACAAUACAACAUAGCAAACAAAGUGCAACUUCCUCUGUUUUUUCUUCAAAAUGGCUCAAAAGCUUAGAAUGGGAGAACAAGAAUUUUCUAUUGCUAUGGUGAUUCUAUUUGUUUUGCUAAUUAAUAUGAAUAUGUUAAGUGUUGAAGGUGAUUAUGGUGGUUGGGAGGGUGCUCAUGCUACUUUCUACGGUGGCGGCGAUGCUUCUGGCACAAUGGGUGGAGCAUGUGGAUAUGGAAAUUUGUAUAGUCAAGGAUAUGGAACAAACACAGCAGCAUUAAGCACUGCUUUAUUCAACAAUGGCUUAAGCUGUGGAUCUUGCUAUGAAAUGAGAUGCAAUGAUGAUCCAAGAUGGUGCAAACCUGGUUCUAUUAUUGUAACUGCUACAAAUUUUUGUCCACCAAAUCCAGCUCAAGCUAACAAUGAUGGUGGUUGGUGUAAUCCUCCUUUGCAACAUUUUGAUAUGGCUGAACCUGCUUUCCUUCAAAUUGCUGAAUACAGGGCUGGAAUUGUUCCUGUCUCCUUUAGAAGGGUGCCAUGUAUGAAAAAGGGAGGAGUGAGAUUCACAAUAAAUGGCCACUCUUACUUCAACCUAGUUUUGGUCACCAAUGUGGGUGGUGCUGGUGAUGUUCAUUCAAUUUCCAUCAAAGGCUCAAGAACUUCAUGGCAACCAAUGUCAAGAAAUUGGGGCCAAAAUUGGCAGAGCAACUCUUACCUUAAUGGACAAAGCCUCUCAUUUCAAGUCACCACAAGUGAUGGUAGAACUAUGACAAGCUAUAAUGUGGCACCAGCAGAUUGGCAAUUUGGCCAAACCUUUCAAGGAGCUCAAUUUUAGAGUUUGCAAAAUAUGAAAAAGUUUGUAUACUUAGUAAGUUCAUUCAUCAACUUGAAAGACCUAAAGAAGUUUCAUAAGAGGUAUUUGAUGUGAUUUUGAGAGACUAGUGUUUUAUUUUAUUGGUCUGUAAAAUAGCUGAGGUGGUUAUGUAGCACCCGCUGGUCACUUCAUAAAAUAUAUUAUAAUAUACAUGAUGGAGAGUUUUAUGUCUUUUUGUUUUUGUAUUGUGAGAGAGUUCUUUUCAAUUGAUAUUAGUAUAAUUGAUGAGAGAAAUGUUGUUAUUUGAUCUCAAUAUUUGAUUAUCUCAUAAAUAAUGAAUAGAUGAUACAAAUAUUUGCUUAUUUUAUAAAUAUGUGGUUUAUGGUUGAUGAGA
Messenger RNA from Lathyrus oleraceus (garden pea), 1252 nucleotides. RefSeq names its product expansin-A10. Gene Ontology annotation, cellular component: extracellular region. NCBI's taxonomy places the organism in Eukaryota, Viridiplantae, Streptophyta, Magnoliopsida, Fabales, Fabaceae. Bases 97 to 879 code for a protein of 260 amino acids. The transcript has 3 exons. The record is from RefSeq and is a predicted model, not a curated record. Gene Ontology annotation, biological process: plant-type cell wall organization.